Molecule: messenger RNA, 579 nt
Organism: Zychaea mexicana
Lineage: Eukaryota; Fungi; Mucoromycota; Mucoromycetes; Mucorales; Lichtheimiaceae
Exons: 1
Coding region: 162-398 (78 amino acids)
Source: RefSeq, a predicted model, not a curated record
CUCAUUUUUCCUACCUAAUAUAAUAUUGAAGUUAACUAUUAGUGCACUAUGUACGCCCAUAAGCUCGUUGGGGGUUUCUUAUUCCGGCAGGGAGAAGAUGAUGGUGAGCGUGAGUGUGCCAUCUAGGGAUUUUGCAGCAGGGGCUGAAGCAGAGGGACGCGAUGUACUACCUUACAGACAAAGCUGUGAGAACCAGUCAUUUUCACUCUUUUCUUUUUAUACUCAAUACGGCAGCAGGCCGAGCGUUGUUGUUGCUGCUGUCGUUGUGUUGGAUGACUUGUUAUGUACAUACCUUUCCCCCCCUGUGCAACCGUGACACCAUUGCACGGAGGAACCAAAAGUGGGUUAUGACAUUUUCAUCAUCCCAACAAACAGUGCACCAUCACCAUGACGGCUAGAUGGACUGCAAAUGCUAUGUGAGGCACAAACGGUGUCUAGAUCCACCCCUAUCAGUCAUUGCCUGUCGUCCUACUACUACAUAUUACGAGAAAACUGGUGUCCUUGGCAGCAACACAAGGUGCUGUAUAAGUUGCCAUAGUUACUCAUCGCACAAAGAAACCUAUCAAAUAUCCGUUAAUG